Molecule: messenger RNA, 755 nt
Organism: Daucus carota subsp. sativus
Lineage: Eukaryota; Viridiplantae; Streptophyta; Magnoliopsida; Apiales; Apiaceae
Product: E3 ubiquitin protein ligase DRIP2
Exons: 4
Coding region: 9-677 (222 amino acids)
Biological process (GO): multicellular organism development
Source: RefSeq, a predicted model, not a curated record
AUGCACUUAUGGCUUCUCCUUCUUCUUCUUCUCCAAAGCCCCACCACAUUUUCCAAACCAAAGUGCUGAAUGCUCAUCAUGAUGUUCAACAAGUUGAUGAAAAAGCCAAAGAAGAAGAGAAAGAUUUGCUGGAGCUCCGUUUAGGAAGAGGGGGUCCCUUGAGUCCUAAAAGGUUGCACAUGGGUUCUUCUUCUUCUUGCUCAUCUUUGUGUUUACAACAACCUAAGCAGCAAAAUGUAGGGUUAGUAGAUCUAAAUCAUGCAUUGCCAUGUACAAUGCCGCCUGCAGUGCCAUCCUCGAUGCCAUUUCGCGUGAGACCUCAGCCUGGAUUGUGGUUUACUCUUCGUUCUUCCCCCACUAGGAAACGAGAGAUGUGGCUUCCUCAGAUACCGAAAAUGUAUAUCAGAGUCAAGGAGGAUGAGAAGGUGACAGUUCUUAUGGUGAAGACCUACCUACUUACUAAGCUUGGUCUCUCCAAUGAAGCUCAGAUAGAAAUAUUAUGCAAAGGACAGAGGUUAACAAGUUCAGAGAGGUUAAAGCAUGUAAGGGACACCAUUUGGCUACCAGGAUUCAUGGAAUCAGUGAUCAAAUCUGGGCUAAAUACAACGAUUUCAAUUUCAAAUGGUGCACCAGGGAAUCAUUUCAUUAUGUGUUUGGAAUAUGAAAGAAAAUAUUAGCUAGUUUUUCCACUCAAUCUCCAUCAACUAGCUAGCUAGUAAACAAUUAUACCAGAUCCAUGCUAUAUAUUAUGAACC